GCAGGUUCGUUAUCUCCCACGUUCGAUCAUUGCCAAAAGAUUCAUCUCAAAUUUCGUUCGCUCUCCUUGAUUGUUAAAAAAAUGGCAGGUCGCGGAAAAACUCUCGGAUCGGGUGCAGCGAAGAAAGCAACGUCUCGUAGCAGCAAGGCGGGGCUCCAAUUCCCGGUGGGUCGUAUCGCUCGAUUCCUCAAAGCCGGUAAAUACGCCGAACGUGUCGGAGCUGGUGCUCCGGUUUAUCUCGCCGCCGUCCUCGAGUAUCUAGCCGCCGAGGUACUUGAACUGGCUGGAAACGCAGCGAGAGACAACAAGAAGACACGUAUCGUCCCUCGUCACAUCCAGCUCGCCGUGAGAAACGAUGAGGAGCUAAGCAAGCUUCUUGGAGAUGUGACUAUUGCCAAUGGAGGAGUGAUGCCCAAUAUCCACAACCUCCUUCUCCCCAAGAAGUCUGGUCCUUCAAAAGCUCAGGAAGAUUAGGUCUCCUUAACACAAUAAAUAGGACAAAGUCGAUCUCUGACUCUGUUUUCUCUUUGGCUUUCAUAUAAAAUAAACGUGUACUAGCUAAUAUAGAUCACUUGUGACAAAAAAAAAAACAGAAAGCUAAUAUAGAUCACAUGUAGUAGUAGUGGCUAUGUUUCUUUAUGUUGCUUGUUGGACAUCUUUGUUUUUAGUUUGUGUAAAUAUGAAAAUGUUUUACGAAAA
Molecule: messenger RNA, 699 nt
Organism: Brassica rapa (field mustard)
Lineage: Eukaryota; Viridiplantae; Streptophyta; Magnoliopsida; Brassicales; Brassicaceae
Product: histone H2A.6
Cellular component (GO): nucleosome
Molecular function (GO): DNA binding; structural constituent of chromatin; protein heterodimerization activity
Source: RefSeq, a predicted model, not a curated record